AGCACAGCAGCGCACAUCGGUGUGCCGCAUAGAAGCGCAGCGUACAGUGCACUCGCAGCUAUCCAUCCGUACAGUUGGAUGUCACCGGCAACGGCAAUCAUUAGCAAGACGAAAGCGUUAAUAAAAAGAAGUUGUGUAGAAGCAGACGAAGAAGAAGACUCAACUUCAACAGAAGUCAACAGAAAUACGACGUGUGAUCUUGAUCUUGAUCUUCUAUCAUUGAAUUCAGCACAGAGACAACAGAAGAUACAGCCGCAACCGUCAACGGUGCUGCUAUUGCUACGGUUUUACUUGUGAAUCGAACUCAGCCUUAUUACAAACUUUUUUCUCUAAAUAAAAAACUGUGUCUUACUGUGAAUGCGCCGACAUAUUCCUAUCAGACAAUAUCAAAUGAAACUCGUGAUUAAUUCUGAUAUUGAUGCUAAUCGCAGUUAAGUGUUAUUGUGUUAGUGGCGUUAUUAUCUGCAACAUGUUUAUGCAAAUACGUGAGUAGGUAAAUAUUGCAGUGAUUUGAUUCAACUGAAGCAAAAUGAAAUGUAAAAAUAAACAAACUGAAGCGCAGUAGAAAAAAAGUCUCACACAAACAAAACAAAAAAAAAAAAAAACAAAUAAAAAAAAGGUGCAGCGUAACUAGCCAACAAUAUAGAAAACGAUAACAAAAACAAAAAUAAACAAAGGUGACUUACAAACAUAGAAACUUUGUAUAAAAAGAGAUUAGAAAAGAGAAAACACUAUUUAAUACUUCGAUCUUUGGAAGUUAUAUACAUACAUACACACAUAGCGGCACAAUGACGGCGCAUGAGCAACCGAUUAGCUACUUAGACAGCAUCCUGAACGAGGAGGAGUCACGCUGCGAAUACAGUCAUCAGUGGCGCAAUUUCACAAUCUCACGUUCGGGCCGUUUCAAGUCGAAAAAUCGUAAGCGCGACGUUGUUGAUGGUAAACUAUUCGAUGCGGGCAAUGCGCCCAAUGUGAUGUCGGCAUCGACCAAGUCGUCGUCGGCUGCUGCCGCUACGGGUCAUAGUCGUGUCAUGACGUCCGCCACCAUGAAUCCACAUUACAAGCAGGAGCCGGAUAAGAACAAUUACCGCCAACCCUCAGCCAUGUCAAGCAAACUAUUUUCGUCGCAGUCCAAUCCAUCAGCCUCCGCUAAUUCAAAUGCAAGAAAUGCGAUGAUGCGUGAGAAGACAGAGAGUUACAAAAGUUACUAUGAAACGAAUUUAUAGAUGCCACUCGCAAAUAGCACGAAAAACUAUAUAUUUUUAUGUAUAAUAUAAAUUUUUUAAAUUAAACUUUAUUGUGAAAGACAUGUGUAAACACUACUUUUAUAACGUAUUUAGCUUUUAACAACAUAUUCUUAUAUUUUAGCAUGGAGAAAAUAACUUUAUUUUUUUUUUUUGAAUAAUUUGGUUUGCUAAAUUAAGUGCUUUGUAGUUAAUGCUAUAAAAAGUAAAUAAGAUUCUAAGAAAUGUCGAACACGACGCUUUUACCUAUAGUUAAAUUAAGCAACCAUAAAAACAACACUAUAUGACAUUUUGCUGUUCGUUAGAUUUUCAAGUCUUGAUUGUGUGCUAGCAUUUUAAAUGGAAAGCUGUCGUUGUAAAAAUAAUUUAUAACUUUCAACAGCAUCGCUCACCAACGAAAAUAUGCGAAUCGACUAAUCGUACGCAUGUUACAGUAGUGUGUGUUUAAUUGCCGCAAAUUUUCUUCUAUUUUUGUAUAAAAAAACAUACAUAUAUACAUUUAUAUAACAAGAAAGGCAUUAGCCCAAACACUUGCCCAAGACUUUUUGGAAUAGCAUACGAUUUAGUACUAAGCGCAGAUAUUCAAUUUACUUAAAUAUACAAAUGUAUGCACUAAUAACACAUUUAAUCAUGUUUUCCUUUUAAAGUUUUUAUAAUGUAUAAUUUUUGUAUCGUAAAGUAUUAAAACGUGAUAGUUACAAACUUAUUAGACAGUAAGUGAUUUGUUUUUAGAAAAAUAUUAAAUUUAUGAAUGCCUAUGUUUAUGUAAAGAUACAAAUUGAAGAAUUUUCAAUUUAAAAAAAAUUGAAGGAAAUUAUAAACUAUUACAUGCCAAAUAAAAAUUUCAACUUGAUUAAAGAGAAUUAAUAAAAUAUUCGUGCUUAAUCGUUGUUGUCCUAUACACUGACAGAAUUAAGGCCGGCGGGCCAAUUAAAA
Anastrepha ludens (Mexican fruit fly) is the source of this 2180-nucleotide messenger RNA. RefSeq lists its product as uncharacterized. The transcript is spliced from 2 exons. The record is from RefSeq and is a predicted model, not a curated record. Lineage: Eukaryota; Metazoa; Arthropoda; Insecta; Diptera; Tephritidae. Bases 789 to 1226 code for a protein of 145 amino acids.